Messenger RNA from Schistosoma turkestanicum, 1502 nucleotides. The record is from the annotation of a GenBank genome assembly. NCBI's taxonomy places the organism in Eukaryota, Metazoa, Platyhelminthes, Trematoda, Strigeidida, Schistosomatidae.
AAAUAGACAAAACCAAAUACCUAGAAACUUACUCUAAAAACAAGAAAUCAUGAAGAAGAUAAUGAAGGCAACCUUUUAAACCCGUUGGUCAUUUGUUUCAGUUUCUUUCGCUCGUCCCUGAAAUCGACCUCCACAAAGGCGGGGUGGAAUGAAGGUUGUGGGUGGAGAACGGUUGAGACCGUUCCUUAUCGUUGGUCUCUCUUUUGUCGGAUUUGCGUCGCUACUUGUAUAUAUCACUCGCCGGUUACCGUCACUUCCAGAGGAACAUCGAGGACACUUUAAAUUUCCGCACAAUGUUGAUGAGUUGAAAAAUAUCGGCCUAGUCCUGUCGGAAUACCAGGAUAAUUACUACUGGCAAAUAUUACUUCUGAUAAGCACCGUUUUUAUAUUCCUUCAAUCAUUUAUGAUACCAGGUUCGGUGGUAUGUGUGGUGUUACUAGGGUAUCUGUUUCCUUUCCCAGUUGCUGUCAUUAUUGUAGCUUUGUGUUCAGCAAUCGGAGCGUCACUGUGCUAUCUUCUCGUCGGUUUUAUCGGUUCCAAGGUCCUGAUAUAUUUCAUCCCUGAGAAAAUUGAAUUAUGUCGUCAAACAAUUCAACGCUAUCGACACACUAUGUUCUUUUGUAUAUGCUGUUUGCGAAUUUGUCCUUUCAUCCCAAAUUGGCUUGUGAAUAUUUCUUCUCCAAUAAUUGAUAUUCCAUUGGUUCAUUUCUUCUUCGGGACAUUUGUAGGUGUAGUUCCAUUAUCAUUGGUAUUCAUUAAAGCAGGAACUGUAUUGCAAGAACUUACAGAUUUAGGUGUUACUUCGUUAGCUUCAUUUUCAACAUUAAUCAUUUUAGCUGGUUUAUCACUUCUACCUUUAGUCUUUCGUAAUCAAUUACGUGAAGCAUUUUUAUAAUUGAUCUUAUUUUAUUGUCCCUUUUUUCCUCUUCUCUCUUCUCUCUUAUUCAUAUUUUAUAUGUUUGUUGUUGUUGUAUUUUGUGUUCAUCACACACACACCCUAAAUUGGGAUUGGUUAAGCUCCUUCCUCUCUAGCUUGAAAGUGAUCCUACUACUGUAGAUAAUAUUUUCCAGUGUAUGUGAACACAUUAUUUUUCAUUUAUUUUUUACUAACAUUUCAUUUUUUGAAUUCUGUGAUGAUGAUGAUGAUGAUGAUCAAUGCAAUAUUGUUGAGUUCUUUUUUGUUUAUCUGUUUGUGUUUGUUUGUUUGUUUUCCCCCGGCUUUUUUAAAUCCUAUUUUUCAUCAAAGAGAAUUGUCAAUUAUUCAUACAUACUAUGAUAUAUAAACUUUUUUUUUUAUUCUGUCACUAUGCCUAUCAUGUUUCAAUAUGACUGACUGACUGAACUGACUGGUGGUGAUGGUGUUAUAUUAUACAGUCUAGUAUCAAAUGAUUUCUUCUUUUGUUAUUUUUGGUUAUUUAUUAUUAUUAUUACUAUUCAGUGUACAUUGUUCAACAGCUCAUUGAUUUGUAUUAAUAUAUAUAUAUAUAUAUAUAUAUAUAUAU